Molecule: messenger RNA, 378 nt
Organism: Trypanosoma grayi
Lineage: Eukaryota; Euglenozoa; Kinetoplastea; Trypanosomatida; Trypanosomatidae
Exons: 1
Coding region: 1-378 (125 amino acids)
Source: RefSeq, a predicted model, not a curated record
AUGUUCACGAGAGACUCCGCAUGCGUGUUAAAUAAAGACAAUCAUUACUUUUUUGUGUUUGCCCUCCUUCACCAUCACCGGCACUGUCGUCGCUAUCGCCUUCAUGCGUUUGCAUCUUCCUUUGGGCUAGAGCUUAUUUCACCAGUUGUGCCCUUCUUCUUUUGUGCCUCAUCACCCCUUCAAGGCAGUCUCCCACGGAUGAGUCUCGAGUUGAACUACGUGUGGUGCUUCGUCGGCCUCAUUGCCGUUGCACACAUCCUUGCUAUACUCGUGGUGCUGUCGCGCAUGUGGACUGCGACGCCAAAGGCGCUUAUUCGGUUUGAUGAGCGAUCACGCGUUGGGGUACCGGCGUGGAAGAAGGCGCAGAAGAAAGAUUAG